AGAGUAGUAUCAUUUCUUUCUCGGUAACGCCUACUUGUUCUGGAUGUUUACCUAAUAAUAAAUGAUCUAAUAUUAUAAGAAAGAACCGAAGGUCGUAUUAUAAACAGCUUAAUUUUAAUAAACACCAUGUUACUUAUUUUUGAAGAUUCACAAAAAGAUCAUCUGUCGUUCUUAGCAGAUUUAGAUGCCGAAGGUAUGUAAGCUGUAAAUUAAAAAUUAGAAUAACGGUAGCCGGUAGUACUGUACCACUAAUUAGUCAGUGCCUACGCUACACAAAUGGAGUUUAAAAAAAAAAAAAAUUAGUUUUCUUAAAUACCGUGCCGGUACUAUUAUUUAAUACUUACAUAUUAGCCAGACUGGCAAAUGUUGGUUUAAAGGGAGAGAAUCCUACACUGAAACUCAAAGAGGCUUUGUACUUUGUUAAAGAGGCGCUAGGAACCAAUAUUAAUAUUAUAUUAGCCGUAAUAGUAAUUAAGUUAAUUCGCUCCUCGGUCCUCAGAACAGUGGUCCCAAAUGUCAAAUGGAAUACUAAUAAUAAUAAUACUAUUCCUUAGAAAGUGUUUGGCUACCAGCGUAAUAGCCGCCGAUAAUUGGUGAUGUAUUUGUUUACGUCCAAUGCCCUAUUUAAUUUAAUUUUAUGCAUUUUUUUGAAGAUCACGAUCUUUAUCAGCCUCUUUAUCAUCAUCAUCUCCUGAAAGAAAUGAAAUCUCUUGUUGAAUCUACUUCCAUGAGCCCACGUUCUGGAACCAGCUCCCCUUCCAUAUCCAUCAUUGUGAAACCUCGUCCACUUUUAAAAAGUCCCUUAAAACCCAUCUGUUUAGGUCCGCCUAUGACCUGUGAUGCACCCUCCUUGCCCUGCCUCAUUUUCUGUCUCGGGUUAAUCCUGUAAUAUAGGCCAAAACAUGCCAAAGUGUCCUCGUUUUAUAGCCAUUUUAAUUGUUUCUAUGGUAUAGUAGUUACUAUCCUAAUGUCUCAUUUUUAUUUUAGUUAGUUUACAUGUUUUUAAUAAUUGUAAAGCGCUUAGAGCUUUAAGGUAAGCGCUAUAUAAAAAUGCCUAAAUAAAUAAAUAAAUUGCUGUUUCUUUGAGAUGGUGUUCAGCAAGCCACACUAACCAAAACAUGCUGCCUACAAUGCCUAUGAACUGGCGCUUGUGGCCUUCCGGCCAUGGUAUUGUUUAUUUUAAAUUAUUACAUGCAAUAAUUAGUCUGCAAAAAAAAUUAUGUCACCAAUUCUUGGCAGCUAUUACGGUGGUAGCAGGACACUUUCUCACAAAAAUUAUUCUAUUUUUAAUUUGGCACCGCCAUUCUGAGGAUUGCCAUAAUUAAUACCUAAUAUAGUUAAAAUGUUAGAUAUAGCCUAAUAUUUUUUGGCUAAUUUAAAUUUAAUAAUAUUUCAUUGUCUUUUUUUUCAUUACACUCAUUAGUCAUGUCAUAAGGUUAAAGGCACUACAACUAAAUUCUACGGGAAUUGAUCGAUCCAGGCUAAGCCUAGUUGCAAUACCCUUUUACUCAAAUAUUGGUGGAUUUAAAAGUAGUAAUAUCCAAUCCAAUCGGGGCAAGUCUAGAAUGUCCAGAAAUUUCAAUAAUUAAAAAGGCUAAAUCUAUGGCAUUUGAACCCUCUCUGAUCUGUGGGCCCAGAGUGUUAUGGCGAAAAAGACGAAAGGCUGAUUUAUCGGCCCAAUAACAAAAGACUUGAGAUUGGCUCGCUGUUCUUGCUACAAGCUAAUCAGAUUGCUUCUCACAUUUCUUGCUCAUCUAGACAUGUAAAUGGCGGCUUCAAUUGAUAUUUUAAAGUGUUCUGUCAUUUUAUAUAAAAAAUAUUUGUACCUAGUGACAUCUUUAAAUGCUUUAAAAUAUGUAACCUUGAAAUAUGCCAAAAAACAUAACAGCCCCAGGGGAAUAUUUUAUGCAGUUUUUCAAAUUGAAUCUAAUUCAGAUAUGGGUAAAGGCUUAUUUAGGCUUCAACAAUCAUAAAAUUUAACAAAUUCUGCAAGUAAGACACUUUUAUUCAAAAUGUGAAGAAAACAAAUUGCAUGCAUAAAUUAUGCAAAUAAGGGUGCCUCAUUUGCAAAAAUGUUGAGAUUUCAGUUAGAUUCAUAAAUAUUUUAUUUGUUUAUCAAUUUCCUACAAGAAUAUAUAUAGUAAAGUAAUUAGUUUAUUUAAAAAAAAUUAUUUUGCUUGUGAAAAGGGCUCCAUCAUUUUGGCACAGUCCAAAAAAGCCCCAUCUCAAGAGGGUUAUGCCAAUUUUAAUGGAACAGCCUUUUAAUUUUAACUCCAUUAUUUAUUUGGCAUAGGACCCUCUUUCUUAGGCAUAACUAAAGCAGUAUGUUAUGGAAUGGGCCCCCACUUGAGAACAGGAUCCCCCUGGGAAUGUGAUCCCACUGAGGAAUAGGAUACCACUCGGGAGUGGGAUCCAACCAGGAAACAGGGUCCCUCCUGGUCAUGGGAUCCCACCAGGUAACUGGAUCAUAACAGGAAUGGAUCCCAACAGGAAAUGGAACCAAACUGGCAUGUGAUCCAACUGGGGAACAUGAUCUACCAGGGAAUGGAAUCCCAAUGGGGAAUGGGAUCCAAUUGGGAGAUAAAAGUUACAAAAGUUUUUAUAAAUGGGUUUUUUAUAUGAGAUAAUUUUUAAUUGAUAUUUUUUCUUUAGCGACAUGUUUCUUACAGGACCCUGAAUUUCGAUGUUAACUAACAGGAUGUAGAAGUUUGGCUAGUUAUUUCUAAAAAUUCUUAACCUGGGCUGCCCUUAACCAUCAGGUGUUAUGUGAGUCAGUGGGUGCUGGAAGACCCAGAAAAUCAGGUUUAUUUGUAUUUUUAUUAGGUAGUCUUUUUGCUGUUGAAGUUUGGAAAAUAUGUUUUGAUAUCGAGAUGCGAAUGCAGGAAAUGUUUUGAAAUCAAGAGGGGGGUGCGGGGCGAUACAAAAAGGUUAAGAAUCCCUGAUUUAAAUAAUUAGGCAUAUAUUUUUAUUUCUUCAUAAUAUUUUACUUUUAAGGUGACCAACUGUACUAUUUUUACCAGUAUUGGAAGUAAAGCUGUUACUAGUGUUACUCUUUUGUUGUUUUUUUUACCUUGAUCCUUGUAAGUGGUGAGCUGUUACAAUUACAGUUUAAGACUACAAUAUCAAAAACAAUUAAUUUAUACAAAGAUUGAGUUCAUCUGAUUUCCAGUUUAAACAAAAAUAUUUAUGUUUCAGUUUUGAAAGAAUUUGGCAAGAUUUCUCUGAAUUUUAUUCGUAAAGGAGCCAACACAAAGAUUUUCCAAGGAGCAGCUCGUAAGUGAAUAAUGAGCUAUUAUCCUUUUUAAAAAAAACAUCUCACACUCUGAUUUUCAUUAAAUCAGUGAGUAGUAUAUUUUAGACCAGCCUGUAAAUUUAUUUCUUUAUUUUGAUUUUUUUUCUCCUGUGUAGAUAUUCUAUAGGAUCAUCAUUAAUGUUUUCAAAUAAAUGGUUUAACUUCUCAAUUUUUACAAGUAAUUACAACAAAUUAAAAUUCUGUUCAUGAUGGGUGAUGUAGAGAACUUAAAUUUUUCUGUUAUAUGAAAUUUUGAAUGUUAACACAUUUAAUUAACUGGUAAUAACUUAUUGAGGCUUUACUAUUACAUUAAAAUUUAUAGUUCUAGCAAGGAAAAAAUAUGCAUGUUAUUAACAUUUUAGUUGGGAACAAAGAACAUCACUUUAAAUAACACCAUUUGCUUGUAGCCAUUGUUUUUAAUGACAGAAAAGCUGGGAGUACCAGUUGACACAGUCCAGCAUGGGGUAGAGGCUCUGAUGUAUCUCUUGACUGAAAGCUCAAAAUAUUUGGUAAUUUAAGUCCUUACAGUAAAUCUUGAAUUUAGUAAAGAUUUGGCCAGUAUUUCUUUACAAAAUUAACUUGUUUGGCCAUGGUAAAAUAUUAACGAAAGACCAGUUUAAACUUUUGUUUUACGGUAGAGAAUUCUAUAUUCUUUGGUUAAAAGUGUCAGCUAUGUUUUUAAAUAUAAAACCGCUGAUGCCUAAAAGUUAACUUAGUAGGGUACAUCCAAAUUUUUAAUGCAUGGAUGACAAAUCUACAACGUUGCUUCUACUUCUAUUACAAAAAGGUUGAAUGACACUGGCUGUCAAGGUCAGUAUUGGUCUUAAUAAAAUUAAGAAACAUCAGCUACAGGAUGAAAUGAGUUCCCCAAUAUCAAAAGAAAACUGAUAUAUCCAUGGUCUUUUUUUCUUCCUGCAUCAAAAUUGAAUGCUGUUUUCAAAUUGUCCACCUUACAAAGUGUCUAACAUUUACUGUCAGAGAGAUGCUAUAUCUGCCCAAGGAUAAUGAAGUAAAUCUCAAAAGAUUUAUGAGAUGAUAAAAUUGAGUGGUUACUUAACUUUCAUUAUGAAUUUUAUCUAAUAAUAAUAAUGAUUUCUCUUCCUGAUGAGGACCCCUGUAAUUAUCAGACCUUUCCUGGGGCUUGUUCUGUCAGUGGGUGCACAGAUGCAUUCAGUAAAAAUCACCUCUACAUGCAUAGGAGCCAGAAUGAUCAAUAAAUUGAUCGUGGGCCCUUGAUAUGUUGAAAAAGAAGACUCCUUGCUGUUCAUUUAGCUAUUGAUGUAUCAUAUUAGAUUUUGAAGAAGUUCUUGGAUUUUUGAAGUGAUAAUCAUAGAAUUUUUGGGCUAUCGAGCUUACAAAAAUAAAUGCAAAUUAGUUGUAUAAAAAUAAAAGUACUGGUAAAUCUGAAAGAAAAGUGUCUGGAUAUAGCUGGAGAUUUAAACAAUAAAGAUCUUAACAAUAUUUAUUUCAUGCUUUUUGUCUUAUAGUUAAAGUGUUGUUGAAAUUUUGCUUCUAAACUAAGAACAAAAAAAUGGAUUCUUUUAAUUACAGUUACAGUAUAAUAUAUUUUUUUAGUAUUAAAAAAAAAUGAAAAUUUUCUCUCAUUUAAAAAUUUCUCUAAUUUAAAUAGUUAAAUGAGAUUGACUUUCAAGACUCCAUCAUGACGUUGGGAUUCGGGGACGAGACAAGAUCUUCAUUACUGGCACUUUAUUUGGAACACCGUAGAGAAAUCAGAGACAUUUUAAAUGAAAUGAGUUUAGACCUUCCACACUACCACAAUCUUGAGUGGAGAUUUGAUGUUCAGGUGAGCAUAUCAUAAAAAAGCAAUGAUAUAUUACGGUACAUGAUGAAUAAUUAAAUAUUUGCUGUACAAUGUUUUGAAACCAAACCUUGAAGUAACUAAACUAAGGAGAUAUUAAUUUGAUGAUAAAAUUUGUGCAUUUACCUAGUUUUUAUUUAGAAAAAAUAGCUGUGAGUGAAAAUCUUAAAUCCAUGGCUUGCCCUAUUCAGAGCCAUCAGGUGACCUUUCGAGGCCCUCUGCCACUUUUCCGUUUUGUGCCACCUGCAUUAAAGGUUAAUAUUUUAUAUUUGUCCACAUCACAGAUUUGAGCCCCUUAACUUUAACAAUCAGAUGCCCUCUGCAGCCACAGGGGUAUGAGUGCCAACGCGACGGCUCUGUCCUAUUUCAAGUGCCCAUGUUAUUUUUUUAGGUUUGGUUUGGAUAUUACCUGCUUGGGACCUUAAUAGGUGCAGAACAUUCCUGAAAAAUGUUCAAUCUCAUCCUACCCAACUGGUCUUCUCUUUGGGUGUAGUGGUUUGCUCCAUCAGUUGUUGACUUUAUCAUGUACCAAAGUCCCUUGCUACUACUGGGCAGUGAUUCUUGCUUGACCAGGAUGUUGUUGAUGUGCAUGUGACUUGUGUCUCAGUCCUUGCAUCACUACAUACCAAUGACCAGGAUGUUGUUGACAUGCAUGUGAAUUGUUUCACAGUCCUUGCAUCACUGCAUACCAAAUUUAAAAAAGAUUUGAUAAUUUUAAAAACUAUCUUUCAGCUUGCCAGCAGAUCUCUACGUCAUCAAGUGAGUCCAUCCAUACUGAUGAAACUGCAGACGAUGGAUGGAGACAAGAAAGAGAUGAAAAUGCUCCAAACUGAUCCGGUCAACCUGGUACACAUCACUAGGGUGCUGGAGGAAGCUUUGCAAGAAAUGAAGUCGGGAUAUUGUAGGAGGAUCACUCGAAAUAUAAAAUAAAGAUAUUUCAUUUUGUUAAAUUAACGUACCCAGCCGGUGACUUCGAGCUUCGCUCGCUCAUUUCAUGCAGUCACAGCAUGUUGUAGAUCAUCACUUGUUGUAAAACAUAUUCUGACACGCAACACACAGAUUGAGAAACUUUGUAUUAGAUUUAAAGCAGUUGAAGAAAGAUUAUUUUUUUUAAGUCAGUAUGUAAGUUAAUGUAUAAAUCAAUAUCAUUAUGUUAUGUGAGUUAAUGUAUGACUUGAUAAAUCAAUAUCAUUUGAUUUAUUUUCACUGCUAAAAACAUGUUUGGAAGAAUUGUUUAUGAAUGAAUGGCUUAGCUGAGGGACAAAUAUAAGGACAACAAUGUAAAAAUGUGGGGUUUGGUUUAACAGAUGGAUUGAAAAAUAAAGUUUGCUUGUUAGAAGUCAUUAAAAAUUGGUAUAUUUAAAUUGUGAAAUAUGAGAUUGGAUAAAUUAACAUUGAAAUUAAUGAGUUUAGUUUUUCUGCUUCAAUUUUAAAUUAAAAAUUAUGUAUGUGUUGCAAACAUAUGAAAAAUAUGCAUGCCACCAGGAUAUAUACUUACAUGUUGAACUGGGAUUUAUAAAUAAUAAGUUUAGCUCAUUAAAGAUUAUCGCAUUCACUCUUGUGGAUCACUCUUGUUGAAAUCCUUCCUGAAAUAAGUGGCCCACACUUUGCUUCAUUAAGAGAUUUAUUCUUACUCUCAUACGAUCUAUCCCACACAUUCCCCUCCCCCCCCAGAACAAACUGAUUUAUCCACACUCUCACACUCCCUCUCCC
Molecule: messenger RNA, 6824 nt
Organism: Lymnaea stagnalis (great pond snail)
Lineage: Eukaryota; Metazoa; Mollusca; Gastropoda; Lymnaeidae
Source: the annotation of a GenBank genome assembly